ACCAAGAGUAGGUAUUUAUCACAGACAAGAGCUGCAAUUGUCGGCUUGGUUUGUCCAGUGUGAAUUUCCAUUCAUCUCAGAAAUCAAACAAUUCUCGGUACAUCAAAAACCUUCACAAACACGAAACCUAUCCUCAAAAAAGCAACCUAGCAUUCCACACGAAAACAUAUACAGAAACUCAUCUUCCAUCACACACCAUGUCUUUCGCCGUUCGCCGUGUCGCUCUUGCUUCCCGCACAGCUGCCGUCUCGACUGUGCCAAGGGCAACAUUCACCACCGGCUCGAUCCUCAACAAGACCCCCACAGAGUCAGUCAAGGAUGGCCUGAAGAAGGUCGACCGUGCCGUGAGCGACAAGCUCGUUGACGGAAUCAACGUCGCUGCCAACGUUGGUCAGAAGGCCAAGGAGGUCACCGAAGAAAUGUCCUCGAGCGAGGUUGCAGGCAAGGCCAGCGAGCUUGCCGGAGAGGCCCAGGGCAAGGCUAGCCAGCUGGCAGGACAGGCCCAAGGAAAGGCGAGCGAGAUGGCCGGCCAGGCCAAGGGCAAGGCUGCUGAGGUUCAGGGUCAGGCUCAAGGAAAGGCCGAGGAGAUCAAGGGCAAGAUGUAAAUCGGUUCCGAAUGAGGCUCCAUGGGGAGGAAGUGGUGCGGUGCUUUUUUGUUCUUUUUUACGUAUGGCGUUUCACGGAUUGCAUCGAGUCAGUUUAAUUUAAUUUGGCGUGUAAGAUAAAUUUACGAAUAUGCCAC
Pyricularia grisea is the source of this 742-nucleotide messenger RNA. RefSeq lists its product as uncharacterized. The transcript is spliced from 2 exons. The coding region runs from base 198 to 605 and encodes 135 amino acids. Lineage: Eukaryota; Fungi; Ascomycota; Sordariomycetes; Magnaporthales; Pyriculariaceae. The record is from RefSeq and is a predicted model, not a curated record.